CCGACGCGUGCGGACGUAUCGUGCUACAGGAUAUUGUAGCUGUGUAAGCUCUACACGCGGUAGUCGUGAGUGAUUGUGAUAUUAUAGUGGUGUUGUGACUGGAUCUGUACUGAACUGAUUGUAAGUGCACGGUUGCAUCCAGCGUUACAGGGCAACGUGAUUGAGGGUGCCUGUGCGGGGGACGUCGGUGUGAUGUUGGGGAAGCGGUAGCAGCAUGGCCGCGCUGCUCGGGCUGGCGGCGCUGCUGCUGACCGCCGCCUCGGCAAACAGCCAGGCGAUCCAGGACAGCCGCUGCUACCUGAUGAAUGGCGGCGCCGUCGAGAGCUUUUUCGUCAGCGAGGACACGCCCGUCGGCAGUGUUAUCGGCACUCUGAGCGUGAACGGUUCACCGGGCGAGGAUGGGGACAUCACGCUGCGGGUGCAGGAGCGCGGCGCGGCGGUGGACAUCGCGCCCGGGUCUAAGAACAUCACGUUGCGGCGCGCGCUCGACCGCGAGGAGCGCUCCGGGCCCGCCAGCGUCUACAUCAACGUGCGCUGCGAUAGGCGGCAUACUACUGACCCGAGCUUCGUGAUCCCAGUGUCGGUGCGCGUGUGGGACGUGAACGACAACGCGCCGGCGUGGGCGGGGGCGCCGUACCGCGCGCGCGUGUCGGAGCUGGCGGCGGUGGGCACGCGGGUGCUCAGCGCGCCCGCCACCGACCCCGACCAGCCCGGCCCGCACGCCACCGUGCGUUACAGCGUGCUGCCUGGACCGUACUCUGACCUCGUUGGUUUCGCGAGCGAGCUGGACAGCACGGUCGUGGUCCGGAAGCCACUGGACUUCGAGAAGGUCCGCAACUUCACGGUGACGCUGCGGGCGGCGGACGGCGGCGCGCCUCCGCGGGAGAACCUCACCACGCUGCGGGUUGACAUCAUGGACGCCGACGACCAGAACCCGCGCUUCUCGCACGAUCAUUACACCGCCGUGCUGCCGCCUGAUGCUGUUGAGGGCACAAUACUCGAGACAUCGCCCGGGCCGAUAUCAGCAGUCGACCAGGACCUUGGCAUCAACGCUCCCCUUUACUACGAGGCGCGGGUGGAGGGGGCGAGCGGUGAGGUGACGGGGGAGGGGGAACCCCUUCUUCGUAUGGACAGGGACACCGGCCGCGCUGCCGUCACACGACGACUGCUGACGCAGACGCUGCCGGUCACUGUUGUUAUUAAGGCGACGCAAGUGGACAACGCUGACCGGUACGCACUAGCGACGCUGACGGUGCGUCCCGCGCGGGGGGCGGGGCCUCCCCCUUCCCCUUCCCCGGCCGGCGUGCAGUUCAUGCGGCGGGCGUACUCCGCGCUCGUGCCUGAAGACACCAAGCCCGGCGCCGUGCUCACCAGCCUGCAGACCAGCCAGGCUGAGAAACCUCUACAGUUCUACGUGUCGGAGCGUAGUUUUCUGGAGAAGUUCGCUAUCAACAGCGCGGGGGAGGUGCUGCUGCGCCACCCGCUCGACUACGAGGCACGAGCCAACUACCAGUACCAAGUCAUGGUCACUGACGGACAAGGGAACGACACAGCGGCCAUUAACAUCACGGUGGGUGACGUGAACGAGUGGGAGCCGCGGUUCCGGCACGCGCACUAUGAGUUCGGCGUCACCCUGGGGGACGGGGAGGACGGGGGGGACGGACGGGGGGCGGGGGACAAGCGCGUGGGUCGGCUGCAGGCGCACGACGGGGACAGCGGCGACCGACUGACGAUACAGCUGUCUGGACCGGAUUCUAAAUACUUCUACGCGGACGAGGACGGCACCCUGUACUUGCGCGGGGAGAUGGCGGCGGCGGUCAACGCCACGGCGCUGCAUCUCGUCGCUACCGCUGUUGACUCUGGCUCACCACCGAGACAGUCUUCAGUGCCAGUUGUGGUGCGAGUGCGGGGCGGGGCAGGUGCGAGGGCAGAGACCGCGCGGGCGGGGGGCGCGGUGCUCGGCGGGUUCAGCGCAGCGCUGGCGUUGCUGGCAGUGGCGCUACUGGGGCUGCUGGUUUACUUGUGCAGACUGCGUCGUCGUCAAGCGCCGCUCAAGUCUCCCGCACCAGCAUCAGAGGGUGGGGAGAAGGCGGGGUCGCUGCUGUCCGUGUCCGCCGGCGCCAGCAGCAUCCUCGCCGCAUCCUGCUCCAGCCUCGACAGGGACCCACCCACCACAGUUUCUUCAUCAGCUAACAAGCCCCGGUCUAACGGCAAGUCGCGUGUGGCACCUGCAGCACCUGUAGCGGCGCUGAGCGACCACGUGAGCGGCGGCGGCGUGGCGGGGCGCAGCGGCGUGGCGUGGCCGAGCGCGACCAUCCCCGCGCGCGUCAAGAAGCUGAGCUGGGACGACGCGCCCUCCACGGACGAGACGGGAGCGGGCGUGCCGCGCGACGUGACGGAGGCCACCAACACCGCCGUGGGUGACCACAUGAACCUCACCGUAUACUUCUAACUGUGAACUGGGGCUGUCCAAUGUUGGUGCAAAUUUUUGCCCCUCCUCAUCAGCAAUUUGUACAGCAUCGAAUUAGUUCCCAUUAUUUCCACUAGAGGCGCUUUUUCGAUGCCAUGCAAAUGGAAUAAAAACUUCUUCGAUUUCGAGUUGUGACUUGUGACAAAAUAUACUAU
Messenger RNA from Aricia agestis (brown argus), 2625 nucleotides. It is a transcript of the gene Cad96Cb, whose product is annotated as protocadherin-16. Lineage: Eukaryota; Metazoa; Arthropoda; Insecta; Lepidoptera; Lycaenidae. Gene Ontology annotation, cellular component: membrane. Gene Ontology annotation, biological process: homophilic cell-cell adhesion. The transcript has 15 exons. The record is from RefSeq and is a predicted model, not a curated record. Bases 215 to 2452 code for a protein of 745 amino acids. Gene Ontology annotation, molecular function: calcium ion binding.